AUGGCGGCCCUCGCCGACGACUCGGCGCAGCUGCUCGCGGAGGCGCGGCGGUCGCUGGCGGCCGGCGACCAGGACGCGGCCAUGGCGACGCUGCGGACCGUGCUCGCGCAGACGGCGGCCGCCGAGGCGCGCGCCGCGGCGCGCGUGCGCGCGCGCGGUCCGGGCUGGGGGACGCCCCGCGUCGCCGCGGACCAGCGCGCGCUGCGGUCCGUCGCCGCGUUCCACCUGGCGAUGCUGCUGCUCGCGCGCGGCGACUCGGAGGAGGCCGACGGGCUCGCGUGGCGCUUCGGCUACGCCGCGCGGCUCUCGGACGCGGUCUUCGCGCGGCGGGCCGCCCCGGAGGCGUCGGAGGCGUCGGCGUCGGAGACCUCCGGCGUCGGCGCCUUCGCCUUCGACGGCGCGCUGCCGGACGCGCUCUUUCGCGCGCUCCGCCGCGAGCUCGGGCCCGGCAGCCGCUUCUGGUCCGGGACCUACGCGAACGCGCCGGGCUUCUUCAGUUACAACUUCCCCGUGCCCGCGCGCGACCCGCGGCACCUCGUCGGCCGCGUCGUCGCGCGCCUUUUGGCGCUCGCGGCGCCGCUCGUGCCCGCGGGCGCGGCGUCCGCGGAGGUCUGGGCGCACCGCCGGGGCGUCGACGGCGCGCACCAGAUGCGCGGUCGCGGCGUCCGUGUUUUGUUAAAUUGUUGA
Aureococcus anophagefferens is the source of this 687-nucleotide messenger RNA. RefSeq lists its product as hypothetical. Lineage: Eukaryota; Pelagophyceae; Pelagomonadales; Pelagomonadaceae. Bases 1 to 687 code for a protein of 228 amino acids. The transcript has a single exon. The record is from RefSeq and is a predicted model, not a curated record.